ACCAGUGAGAAAAAACAAAAUCAGACGAGACGAGACGAGAGAUAGAGAGCAAACCAACUAUAAUAGAUUGGUUCUGAAAGAUCAAUUUUCAUUUUUUAAAGUUCUCGUGGCUUGGCUUGAUUCUGCAAUUCUCUCCAUUUUGGUUUUUCUCAAUUUUAAUCCAACCUAAAGAUAAGGAAGCUAAAUCGACGGUGUAGAUUCUUCAAACAAGCAAUCAUAACGCCAUUGAUUAUUUCCUAAAAGAGAAAAGGUUUUUAAACUCUUCAUCUCAGAAAAAUGCAGACUCCAAAAUCAAGGCCGGGAUCAUUGGAGCUGCCACAGAAGAAGUCUCCUUUACCAGCUCCCAAAGUUACUCGGAGACUCAAGCCAAGCGGAGCAGAAUCCGAUCCAAAAGCCAAGACUUUAUCGAAAACUCAAAUCCCGAAAGUAGUAGCUGAUCGUCGCUCUCCAAGGAUCCCUCUCAAUGAGAUUCAGAAGAAGCGGACAGGAGGAAGGAUACCGGAACUUGAAUCUCAGAUAUCUCAGCUUCAAGAAGAGCUCAAGAAGGCAAAAGAAGAGCUAAACAGAUCAGAAGCAUUGAAGAGGGAAGCUCAAGAAGAAGCUGAAGAUGCCAAGCAUCAGUUAAUGGAGAUCAAUGCCUCCGAAGAUUCAAGAAUUGAGGAGCUGCGUAAACUCUCACAGGAGCGAGACAGGACAUGGCAGUCUGAGCUUGAAUCUAUGCAGAGACAACAUGGAAUGGAUUCAGCUGCUUUGUCUUCUGCCAUUAACGAGGUUCAGAAACUGAAAUCGAAGCUCUUUGAGUCCGAGUCCGAGCUAGAGCAGUCUAGAUUCGAGGCAAGGUCUUUGGAGAAACUCGUUAGACAGCUCGAGGAAGAAAGAGCAAACAGCAGAGGCUCAUCAUCAUCAAUGGAAGUGGAAGAGCUGAAAGAAGCAAUGAAUCUUGCGAGGAAUGAGAUUAGCCAACUGAAAUCUGCAGUUGAAGUAGCAGAGACAAGGUACCAAGAAGAGUAUAUACAGAGCACAUUGCAGAUAAGAAGCGCUUACGAACAAACAGAGGCGGUUAAGUCAAGAUAUUCACUGAGAGAGUCCGAGUUAAUGGAAGAACUGAAGAGAACCAAAGGUGAAAUCGAAGAUUUGCGCAAACAGUUAAUGGAUAAGAAGAAAGAAGAUGACUUCACAGGCGAUAUGAAGAAGCUUGAAUCGGAUUUGAUGGAAGUGAGAGGGAGUUUAAUGGAUAAGGAGAUGGAGUUGCAGAUUCUAAAGAGUGCAAUGGAGAAGAAAGUGGAAACCGCAAACACAGAAGCCAUGGAAGCUGAGCUUAGAAGAGUGAAGGUUCAGUGUGAGCAGUGGAGGAAAGCUGCGGAGACAGCAGCAUCUAUACUGAACAAUAAUGAGGAGAGAACAGAUUCUAUUGAGACUAGCAAAAUGUUGAAGAAGUUUGGUGUGUUACUCAAGAAAAACCACAAGUAAUACUAAUAAUAAUACUGAUUCUUUUUUUCUCCUUAUAAUAGAAUUUGAGAAAUGGCAUUAUUGCUGUUAUGUAAAUUUGCAAAAUUUCGAUUUGAUUUGAUCUUGUUGUUAACGUUGCCACA
Capsella rubella is the source of this 1592-nucleotide messenger RNA. Its product is annotated as interactor of constitutive active ROPs 5. The coding region runs from base 277 to 1470 and encodes 397 amino acids. The transcript has 4 exons. Lineage: Eukaryota; Viridiplantae; Streptophyta; Magnoliopsida; Brassicales; Brassicaceae. The record is from RefSeq and is a predicted model, not a curated record.